Ylistrum balloti is the source of this 2308-nucleotide messenger RNA. RefSeq names its product GTP-binding protein REM 1-like. The record is from RefSeq and is a predicted model, not a curated record. Bases 106 to 1263 code for a protein of 385 amino acids. Gene Ontology annotation, molecular function: GTPase activity; GTP binding; calcium channel regulator activity. NCBI's taxonomy places the organism in Eukaryota, Metazoa, Mollusca, Bivalvia, Pectinida, Pectinidae. Gene Ontology annotation, cellular component: plasma membrane. The transcript has 4 exons.
GCUGUGUAUAUAAAAGCCGCGCGGUUUUAUAGUGAGAUCAAUAACAUUUAGAGCGGAGCUAGUGAAAACAAGGGUUACUACAAUCUUCAGUACUUACUAACAACGAUGACUACUGAUACUAUUGAGGAGGAAGCGACACAAAGUGAAGGGAUUUUGGAAAACUCUUCACAAAAACCUGUCGACAUACUUUUCCCAGAAAUUGCAGCUUUCAAAAGACAAAUGUUGGAUUUCGAGAGAGGAGCGAUGUCAGCUCCUAAUUCAAGAUCAACGUCCUUUAAAAAUCGGCCGAGGCCGAAGGGACUUCGGUUCAAGCUUGAGGAGCCAAGGAGAAACAGUUUACCAGUAGGAUCCGAUGACGUUCUAGCCCAAUGCAUGUCCUACACGGAUAUCCGUGAUUCUGACGAAACAAUUGAGAGGGUACGAUCGUUUAAAAUGACAUCAAAAGGAAUAGAAAACAGAGGUGAUUCUUUCAGAAGAAAGAGUAACGGCAGUAUUGCAUCUUCUGGAUCUGCUAAAAUCACUGACCAUGACCAAAGGUGCGAUCGCAAACGACAAAGAAUCCCUAGUGACACAUCUGAUGGAAGCACGACUGGGUGCAGCUGUGCUUCGUCGUCCAGUUCAGGUUACUACAGAGUACUGGUCAUCGGGGACAAUGGAGUUGGCAAGAGCGCCCUUACAAAUCAGUUCAUGACAUCGGAGUACAUGGUCAACCUUGACAUAGCAACAGAUGACUUUGACAGCAGUGGCACAGUAUCUGUAUUACUAGAGGGAGAAGAGUCCACACUGGAAUUCAUCGACUCAGAUGACGUUGACCAGGAUGAUCAGGGAAAUCUGAACUUUGACGCAUAUCUUGCUGUGUUCUCAGUCGACAACCGGGCGUCCUUCGACACCGCUGUCGACAUGCUGAAUCACAUACGGGACAUACAUGGAAUGGAUAGGGCAAUUAUCUUAGUGGCUAAUAAAAUUGAUCUUGUCAGGAGGCGAAUGGUCAGCUCAGAAGAAGCAAAAAGAAUGGCUGAGCACUUCCAUAGUAAAUAUGCCGAGACGUCUGUCACCCUCAAUCACAAUGUCGAUGAAUUACUGGUUGGAGUGUUACGUCAGAUCCGUCUUAAACUUGAUCAUGAAGCUGUCGAUAAAACAGAAGGCUCAACAUCAGAAGUUCAAGGACGCAGAAAAUCUAAAGGUGCUCGCGGACUUUUGAGUCGAUUGUUCCGCAAAUCUUCAAAACAAAGCAGUUCCUGUGAGGACUUGUAUGACUUGUGAAAAUGUGCGAAAUGACAGACACUGUUUACAAACUGUGAGAGAGUUACGGAUGCAUUGAGUGAUAAUCAGCAUUAACGACCUUGUUUACGAAAUGCUAGGACUUGCCAGUCUGAAGAAAUUAUCCAAACUUCGUCCAUAUAAAAGGUUUAAAAGACAAUGUCUGAUGGUGCGAGUUUUGACAAUUAUAUUAACCAUAUGUGCCAAAGUCUUUAUGUUUCAAUCAAUUAUACACAGAUAUGUACAUAUCUUCCUUUUUUUCUAGUAUUGUACAUUAGUAUAUGUGUUUUCCCGAACUAUUCUUUAUAUCCUUAGCUGAUGUAAAAUAUCCAAUAUUCAUAAUAUAGAAACAGACAGAAAUGUUACAUAUUUCAUUAUCUGGUCAGUCAGGGGUUAAUUUUGUAUCGCAGGAUACGUAACCCAUAAUUAUAGAAUACAAAGAUACUAUUAUCCUUCAUUAUCAAUUUGUAUUUUUCAUUUUAAAGUUAGAUUUUCUAAAUAUUUAUUAGGUCGCCCUUUGAUUGAUAUUUCAAUUCAAAUAUAAACAAAUGUUACAUUCCAUUCACUCUUGUCCUCGUGUUGUACAUUAAUUUAAUUUUGCUUCAUAUUUCAAUUAAGACUUAAGUUUCAUAAAUAUUUUUGUUUUGGUUCAAGGUUUACUUUUGAUGUGAUGAAGAACAAUGAAACACUUCUAUGUGUUCUCUUUCUUCUUGUUGAAGAACAAAAAAAGUUUCCCUAUGACGUUCAAAAAGUAGUCUGUUGUAGUAUAUAAUAUCAUAUUAUAUAAUUAUUUAUAUUAUAUAAUGAUUUAGAUUAUGAUGUCAUAUCCCUCGUAUAAUCCACAGAUAUUAUACUUAUUACAUCUUAAUUAUGUUUUUCUUAUUAUAACCCGAAUCUUUCCUUAUUUAAAUGUGUUUGUUUUAAUAUUACGUGUAUACAUUAACGAAUGAUUACUGUCAUUCCAGAAUUUUUUGUAUGUCAAGGUGUAUAUAUAUAUAUGUACAUUGCAACGAGUUUGUAAAGAUCCAAAUAAAAUGUGAUAUUUGUA